AUGGAGUUCGCAACGGGGGCGAUGGGGGCCGUCCUCCCUAAGCUAGGGGAGCUACUCCAGGAGGAGUACAACCUACAGACUAGUGUGAAGCAGGGUAUCAUGGAACUCAUGUCUGAGCUCGAGCACAUGCAAGCUGCCCUUGAAAAGGUUUCCAAUGUGCCACUAGACCAGCUUGACGGACAGGUCCACAUUUGGGCUUGUGAGGUCAGAGAAAUGUCCUACGCCAUAGAGGACACCCUUGACUCCUCUAUGGUGUGCAUCAAGGGUUUUCAGCCAUGCAUGCCCCACACCUUCAUGGGCUUCAUCAACAAGACCAAGAAUGAGAUCAUCAUGCUCAAGGCUCGCCGUGAAAUGGCUAACGACAUCAAGCAUAUCAAGAGCCAAGUUAGCAAGGUGAAAGAACGCUAUGAUAGGUACAAAAUCGAUGAUGUUGUUGCAAAUCCCACGACUGCGAUAGACCCUCGUCUCUCGGCUCUGUACAACAAGGUCUCUGACCUUGUUGGUAUUGAUAAGGCAAUGAACGAGCUAGCAAAGCUAUCUGAGUGUCUUGACGUGUCUGAAAAAGGGUUGAAGGCAAUCUCGGUUGUUGGAUUCGGAGGAUGGGGUAAGACAACUCUUGCUAAAGCUUUUUAUGACAAACAUAAGAAGAGAUUCGACUGUUGGGGUUUUGUUCCAGUGGGUCAAAAUCCUGACCAAAGGAAAGUUCUUCGGGAUAUUCUCCAUGAACUUGACAAGAACAAGUAUAAAAACAUUACCUCGUCACAAAUGGAUGUAAGGCAGCUUAUUGAUGAACUAAAAAGAUUCCUCAUUAACAAAAGGUACUUGAUAGUUAUUGAUGACAUAUGGGAUAUGUCAACAUGGGAAAUUGUCAAGUGUGCAUUGGAGGAGAGUAAUCCUGAACUGGGGGAGAGUAAGGUUGAAAGUAGAAUAAUUGUAACUACUCGUAUUUGUGAAGUUGCUGAAAAAGUAGGUGGUGUUUACAACAUAAAACUACUUUCAGAUGAUAUGUCCAAACAAUUAUUCUGCAGAAGACUGUGGGGUGCUAAAGGCACGAUUCAUGAUGAUGAGACUUCUGAAGUGUCCACCAAAAUUUUAAGGAAGUGUGGUGGUGUCCCACUAUCUAUAAUUACAAUAGCUAGCUUGCUUGUUGAUAAACGCCGGGAGGACUGGCCAAAGGUAUAUGAUGCUAUUGGAUUUGGGCAUGAGGACAACGAAGCUAUUACAAACACAAGAAAGAUAUUGUCUUUUAGCUAUUAUGAUCUUCCUCCUUACCUAAAGAAUUGCUUAUUGCACCUAAGCAUCUUUCCAGAAGAUCACUUGAUUAAGAAAAGGGAGUUGAUAUGGAUCUGUAUUGCAGAAGGUUUUAUCCAGUGUAAACAAGGGUUAAGAUUAUUUGACAUUGGUGAGAGCUAUUUUAACCAGCUUGCAAAUAGAAGUAUGAUCCGGCUGACGGAGGGCAAUAGCAGCACUAACUAUGAUGGUUGUCGUGUUCAUGAUAUGGUGCUGGAUUUAAUACGCAACUUGUCUAGUAAGUUAAACUUUGUUACAAUUUGUGAUAAUGACAAGGACCUCCACACAUAUUUACCUAGUAAAAGCAGCACUGUUCAUAGAUUAGCCAUCCACCGAUGGUGUGCAGGGCGCAACCCUGUUAGCAUGGAAAUGGGACAUGUGAGGUCAUUUAGUGCAACCUUGUCUAGUGAUAGUAGAUUGCUCCAACUGUUGAAAUUUACAGUGUUACGAGUAUUGGUCCUGGAUAACUGUGAUUUUUCUGCGGGGGCUUGUCGCCUUGAGCAUCUUGGCAGGUUGGUUCAGCUGAGGUACCUAGGGCUGGUUGAGACACCGGUUGUGGAGCUUCCAGUGAAGAUAGGACAUGAUCUCAAGUUUCUGCAAACCUUAGACAUAAGGGGGAGUGACAUAGAGGAAUUGCCAGCCUCUGUCGCUGAGAUGAGCAAACUGAUGUGCCUGCGUGCCUACAGGAUCACAACUAUAAUGGCUAAGAUAGGGAAGUUGACAUCUCUGGAAGAUCUUGAGCUCUGCGUGGACGAGUGCCCAAACUUUGUCACGCAGCUGAGAAAGCUGACAGAGAUGAGGAAUCUAAAUAUUCGUAUCCCUGAGUUAGACGAGAGCAUGAGUAAGGCUUUGGUUGAGUCGCUAUGCAAUCUGCGCAGAAUCCAAAUUCUGAAUGUCAUGACUGAGGAAUAUAAUGAUGAUGGUGCCUGGGAAGCCUGGGCACCGCCACUAGAGCUCCGUGAGGUGUUACUGAUUGGCAUAUGUUUACCAAGGCGUCCAUCGUGGAUGGAUUCCACGUGUUGUCCGCAUCUAUCCUACCUGAACUUAUAUGUCAAAGUGGUGCGAGAACAGGAUCUGCGUAUCCUCGGGAGGCUACCAGUGCUCCGCUGCCUCUACAUGUCGAUAGAUAACACUCCCUUAGCAUAUGCUGUUGGUAGCGAUGAGUUCCAAAACUUGAGAAAUCUCGACGCGACUAUAGAGAUCAUAUUUGGUAGAGAGGGGGGAGCGCUCCCAAUGCUUGAAGAUUUGAAAUGCUGUAUCAGCGUAGGAAAUCAGGACGUCAGCGGCUUAGUACCGGGGAACAUGCCUUUGCUCCAACAUGUCUAUUAUGAACUUCACGGGAAGGGGUUCACUAGGGAAGAGGUGGAGCUGACUGAGGUAGCGCUGCGGCACGCGGCCACGAAAGUCCACCCCAACCGUCCUGGAUUGGCUAUAGAUAGAUGCUACUGCGAGUAUGAUUCCGACCAAGAUGAUGAUUCCGACCAAGAUGAUGAUUCCGACGAAGAUGGUAAUUCCGACGAGGAGGUUUUGUCUACUAGCCAUGAGAUGGAUCAAAGUGAAUGGUCAAGGAAGCGCUCAUUCUUUGAAGAGGGUUCUACUUCUAGGACUGCUCCGAGUUCAGAUGAUAAGAAACAGAAAAUUGUGCAAGAAUCAAGGGGUGAUGAUGAUCCACCAUCAUCACCCUAUCAUGAUUUAAAUUCAGCCAAGGUCUACUUCUGGAAGGAGCUAAAGAAGCAAGAAUCCAUCAAAUGCAAGGCGCAACAGCUGCCCCCUGAAACAACGCCUGAUUGGUUGCAGGACCUCAACCAGUACGUGCAGCAAAGGAUGGGGACCUACACUCUCGUGGCAACUCUCAUCGCCACGGUGACAUUCUCUUCAACGUUCACCAUGCCCGGCGGGUACGACCAGCAGGAUGGCACGGCCAUCCUUGGCCACCGGAUGGCAUUCAAACUCUUCAUCUUCGCGAAUACCCUGGCAAUGCUAACGUCAAUCGUCGUUGUCUUUGGCUUCAUCUGGGCAAGAAGGGAGCAGCUGGAUUUCAGGACCGGCAGGGUCAUAGCUUGGAGCCACUGGCUCACCGUGUCAUCGCCUGCCUCUCCAUGGUCGCGUCCCUGA
This is a messenger RNA of Aegilops tauschii subsp. strangulata, 3405 nucleotides long. NCBI's taxonomy places the organism in Eukaryota, Viridiplantae, Streptophyta, Magnoliopsida, Poales, Poaceae. The record is from RefSeq and is a predicted model, not a curated record.